AUGAGAAAUCACACAGCAAUAACAACGUUCAUCCUUCUGGGGCUCACAGAAGAUCCUCAGCUAAAGGUUGUCCUUUUUAUUUUCCUACUUACCACCUACAUGUUGAGUGUAACUGGAAAUCUCACCAUUAUUAUACUUACCUUGGUGGAUCCCCACCUUAAAACACCCAUGUAUUUUUUCCUUCAAAAUUUCUCUUUCUUGGAAAUAUCGUUUACAACUGCAUGUGUUCCAAGAUUUCUAUACAGUAUAUCAACUGGAGACAGAACAGUUACUUAUAAUGCAUGUGUCAUACAACUAUUUUUAACAGGUAUCUUUGAGGUAACCGAAUUCUUUCUUUUGGCCAUCAUGUCUUAUGACCGCUAUGUGGCCAUCUGCAAACCUUUGCAUUAUAUGAUAAUUAUGAACAACAAAGUGUGCAAAACAAUGAUUAUUUGUUGUUGGAUGGCAGGAUUUAUGGUUAUUCUCCCACCAUUUAGUUUAGUUCUGAAUCUAGAAUUCUGCAACUCGAAUGUCAUUGAUCAUUUUGGCUGUGAUGCACCUCCUAUGCUAAAAAUCUCAUGUUUAGAUACAUGGUUAAUUGAGAAGAUGGUUAUAGCCUGUGCUGUACUGACAUUCAUUAUUACUCUUGUAUGUGUAGUUAUCUCCUACACAUACAUAAUUAACACAAUUCUAAAAUUCCCUUCUGUCCAGCAAAGGAAAAAAGCCUUUUCCACCUGUUCUUCCCAUAUGAUUGUGGUUUCUAUCACCUAUGGCAGCUGCAUCUUCAUCUAUAUCAAACCUUCGGCAAAACAGAAGGUUGAGAUUAAUAAAGGAGUAUCAGUGCUCAUUUCAUCCGUAUCACCAAUGUUGAAUCCUUUCAUAUAUACCCUGAGGAAUAAGCAAGUUAAACAAGCUUUUAAUGACUCAUUCAAAAAAAUUGCAUUCUUAUCAAAAAACUAA
Messenger RNA from Elephantulus edwardii (Cape elephant shrew), 939 nucleotides. RefSeq names its product olfactory receptor 6C68-like. The record is from RefSeq and is a predicted model, not a curated record. Gene Ontology annotation, molecular function: olfactory receptor activity; G protein-coupled receptor activity. The transcript has a single exon. Gene Ontology annotation, cellular component: membrane. Gene Ontology annotation, biological process: G protein-coupled receptor signaling pathway. Bases 1 to 939 code for a protein of 312 amino acids. Lineage: Eukaryota; Metazoa; Chordata; Mammalia; Macroscelidea; Macroscelididae.